AUGUCGGCCACCCGGAAUCCCUGCCCGGCGGUUCGACGAGAGCUCGAGGCGUGGGAACUGGAGCUCGGAAACUCCACCGACCUACCCACCUUCGCCACGCUCGAAGAAUUUGUGGAGGGACGGAUCCGCGUCCUCGAGAUGAUCGGGCUGCGCGACAUCGACAAGAAGCCGCUCAAGGCCACCAAGACCACAAAGCCUGCAGCCCGCGCUCUCGCCAUUGCUCCUGGCGCCCAAGUUUGCUUCAUGUGCGCCGGUUCAUACUACAUCGCUGCGUGCCUGGAUUUCGCCGCGAAAACCGUGGAAGAGCGACGCGAAACAGUGAUCACGAAAAGACUGUGCUUUAACUGCCUAGGCCCGCAUCGUUUGAGUGAGUGUCGAUCGGCCAAACGCUGUCGCAUUUGCAGUGGUCAGCAUCAUACGCUACUCCACACUGCAUCGCCGUCCUCAGCGGCACCGACUACGGCGGGCGGUUCCGCCUCUUCGGGCUCUCAGCAUCCAUUCAACUUGCUAUCGCCAUGCACAGCGCACCCAGCGUCGCCGCCCCGCCCCGCACUCUCUUGGCGACCGCGCGCGUUCGUCAGUGUCAUCUCGGCUGUCGGGCACUCGGUGGAGGCCCGCGCCCUCCUUGAUCAAGGCUCCGAGCUCUCCUUCAUCCGUGAAUCUCUCGCUCAGUCCUUGGCGCUGCCCCGCAAGCGAGCCAGCAUCCCUGUGGGCGUCUCCGCCUACGUGCUCCCGCGACUGACCGGUCGACUGCCGGCCAGCCCCGUGCUGAACGCGACAUGGGCGCACAUCGACGGGUUAACCCUCGCCGACGGACUUCGCCAAGCCGGGAAGCACCUGAUCCUCGGGGCCGAUGUCUACGAGAAGCUACUCCGCGCCUUCGUCCGCUGGGGGGCUGUCGGUCAGCCGGUCGCUCAGCAUACGGCCCUGGGCUGGAUCGUCUUUGGCCCAAUCACUGGUCCGACCCUCCCUCAGGAGGGCCGCGCGCUCAGCUCGCUUUCUGGAGAUCUGGAUUUCGACCUUCACGAAAUCGUGUCUCGAUUCUGGGCUCAGGAGGAGUUUCCGUUACACGGGCCACCUCCGUUAAGCGAAAGUGAAGCUCAGUGUGAAAGCCACUUCAUCCAAACCCACUCGCGAUCCGCGUCGGGCCGAUACGUGCGACUCCCCUUCCAGUCGGACCCGCCGGCACUCGGCGACUCAUACUUCGCGGCCGUGCACGCGUUUCGCAGGACGCGCUCGCGAUUCGAGGCAGACCCAGAGCUGAAGCAGCUCUACACGGACUUUAUGCGCGAGUACGAGGCUCUCGGCCACAUGGCUCCUGCCCUCGCCUCUUCAGUGCGCCCGGCACGCAUCUGCUUUCUGCCGCACCACAGCGUUCUUCGCAAGGGCGCCUUAACCAGCAAGCUCUGCGUCGUGUUCAACGGCUCGCUUCGCAGCUCAGCGAGCACGACACUCAACGACCACCUGCAUGUUGGGCCGAAGCUGAAACACGACAUCGCCGACAUCUUGCUUCGCUGGCGAUGCUACUCUCACGUCUUUCUGGCCGACGUGGAAAAGAUGUACCGCCAGAUCAUCGUCCGUCCAGAGGAUCGUGAUUUCCAAAGAAUUCUGUGGAGCACCACCGACGUCCCAGGCGAGUUCCAACUCGGCACUGUGACCUAUGGAUUGGCGUGCGCGCCCUUUCUCGCGCUCAGGGUCAUUAAGCAGCUGGCCGACGACGACGGCCACCGAUACCCGGAAGCCACCCGCGUCAUUCGCGAAAACAUGUACGUCGAUGACGUGCUCUCGGGAAUUCGCGCGCGCUAA
Molecule: messenger RNA, 1806 nt
Organism: Wasmannia auropunctata (little fire ant)
Lineage: Eukaryota; Metazoa; Arthropoda; Insecta; Hymenoptera; Formicidae
Exons: 2
Coding region: 1-1806 (601 amino acids)
Source: RefSeq, a predicted model, not a curated record